AUGAGUGUGAUCAACAUUCUCACUAGAGUUGAGGCGAUCUGCCAGAAGUACGACAAAUACGACGUCGAAAAGCAACGAGACUCCAAUGUUUCCGGCGACGACGCAAAAGCUGAAACAGCUGCAAAUGAGUCGAAUAGGGCGUCGGUUGUGGCAUUGAAUGCUGAGAUUCGUCGAAUUAAAGGUCGAUUACUUGAAGAAGUGCCUAAAUUGCAGCGCUUGGCUCAAAAAAGGGUGAAAGGGCUUUCAAUUGAGGAACUUUCGGCUCGUAAUGAUUUAGUCCUUGCUUUGCCUGAUAGAAUUCAAUCCAUACCAGAUGGAACCCCUGCAGCUAAAAAGAAUGGGGGUUGGACAUCUGGUUGGACUUCUUCAGCUACUCGCCAAGAGAUAAAAUUUGAUUCAGAUGGAAGAUUUGAUGAUGAGUAUCUACAGGAGACUGAACAGUCAAGCCAAUUUAAGCAAGAAUAUGAAAUGAGAAAAAUCAAGCAG
Messenger RNA from Chenopodium quinoa (quinoa), 486 nucleotides. Its product is annotated as syntaxin-71-like. The transcript is spliced from 4 exons. The annotation marks the transcript as partial. Lineage: Eukaryota; Viridiplantae; Streptophyta; Magnoliopsida; Caryophyllales; Amaranthaceae. The record is from RefSeq and is a predicted model, not a curated record.